AUGCGAGACAGGUAUCUUUGUCGUCAUGGUGUCGUGGUCGUUACAAUUCAGUAUCGUCUUGCUCUGCUAGGCUUUUUGUCGACUGGCGACGAAGUCUGUGCUGGUAAUCUAGGUCUCUGGGACAUGACAAUGGCUCUUCAAUGGGUUCAGAACAACAUAGAAGCCUUUGGUGGAGAUUCCCAUCGAGUAACGGUAUUCGGCCAAAGUGCUGGUGGAGCCAGUGUGGAUUUGUUAGCGAUCAGUCCACACUCCAGAGGUAAUACAAUUUUAUUUCCUUUAAUUACUUAA
Molecule: messenger RNA, 288 nt
Organism: Ostertagia ostertagi
Lineage: Eukaryota; Metazoa; Nematoda; Chromadorea; Rhabditida; Trichostrongylidae
Source: the annotation of a GenBank genome assembly